Molecule: messenger RNA, 4312 nt
Organism: Macrobrachium nipponense
Lineage: Eukaryota; Metazoa; Arthropoda; Malacostraca; Decapoda; Palaemonidae
Exons: 5
Coding region: 500-3205 (901 amino acids)
Source: RefSeq, a predicted model, not a curated record
CAACACAGUCGUAUUAUCGAGCGUGCGUCUGCCUCCAAUUUCGUCGCAGACGGUCGAGUUUACGUAGAUUCUCUCGCUAGUGGCGGCGUACACCAGUUCAGAGGGGUCGAGAAUACGUCUCUCACAGCAUUUGUUAAGUCGAAAACAAUAUCUCUUAACAUCUGUUAAGUCGUAAACUGUAGCUGAUAUCAUCUGCGAAGUCGAAAACUGUAACUUAUAAUUUGUUAACUCAAAAACAGUAUAUCUAGGUUCGUGAAAAUCAAAAAGCGCCAGUGAUUCCCGUGCGUAAUUUGAAAACAUGAACUGAGUAAAAAUAAGCCGAGUCAGUUGGUACAGAACAUUCUCCAUUUGUUGUGAUUCCCAAAGGUUAAUGUGAAUAUUACAGUGACUAUCAAUCUUUUCUGAUGUGCAUUUGUCAUUUACCAUAUUCUGUAAAUGAGGUUUUAGAUGGAAAAUAUAAGAAGUCGUCGGCUACAUACUUAAAACAGGCUCCGUAAGGAUGAAGUGGUUUUGGAAUUAUCAUCAAUGGAAUUCCACGCAACUACCAGCAGCAUUCUUGGUUGUCAUUUGCUUGAUGGCAAAGUCCGUAAAUAACCUUCUGCACGAUGACACUAGCAACAGGGAUCACCUAGUCCCUUCUUACGACUCUUCUGGAAAGGCAGAGCUAGGGGAUUUGGACGCCUUCCACAAAAGAGCAGAGCAAGUAUCAGGCAACUCUCGAAAGUACCUGGUCCCCUUAAGAGAUGGAGAGAAUGCGGGGGCAAUAAAUGCAAAAACAUCUAAUCCACGUGAACACCUAUCAGAUAACCAGCAACAAAUGAUCGAACUCUUCCGCCAAAGGGACUGGCGCGUUGUCGUGAGAGAUCCGGCAUUUCGCGAACUUCUCAAGAAAGAAAUGGCAGACAAUCUAGCAGAGGUCAAUUUUGGCCAACAUCUCGACUCCAUCAUGGACGAUGCAGCUCAGUCUGCCGAGCACGUAGUUGGGAAAAGUGGACUGGAUGUACAUAAAAUAAUUGACAGUGUCGUCAGUGAAGCUCAAGAUAAAGGAUUAGAUCCUCUAAAAGUUAGGGGAUUGAAGGAGCAAUUAUAUUCAACUGGUCAGAGGAAACCCAGACAAAACAGCAUUUACGAUGUCAUUGAUGGCAUGAAAUAUCAAAAUAAUCAACCAGCAAAUAACUAUGCACCUCCAAUCGCUAUGGUUCCUUUGGAUUAUAUGAUGGACUUUUUUGAAUCUCUCAAUGGAGAAUACUCUUCCCCAUCUAGUAGCUAUUCGGCUCCUCCUAGCAACAGCUACGGAGCCCCACCCAGUGAUGGCUAUGGGGCACCACCAGCUCCUCCAAAACAUGUCCCUCUUCCUGGCAUUAAAGGCCCAACAUUUUACCCAAGGCCACCCAUUGAGAUAUGUCCUUCUGGCCACGGUGGGGUAUUUGCAUUCUUUGCAUUUAUCACACUGGCCCUUACUUUGAUGAUAGACUUCACCCUCAAUGUAAUGAUUGAUAUCAACACCACAGGUCUUUUUGGUGGCAUUGGUGGUGGUGGUGGCACAGUCAACAAUAACAAUAAUAAUAACAAUAACAACAAUAACAACAACAACAACAAUAAUAAUAACAAUAAUAACAACAAUAACAAUGGCAGGGCUUUCAACUUAUUUCCGAACGAAUUUGGUGGACUUGACAUUGACUGGUUUACUGUGAAUAACCUAGAUCUAAUAGACCACGAUUCUGUGUUGAAGGCAAGAAACGCCAGAGAUACUUACAGUUUCCUCCACUCAAGCAAGAAAGAACACCCCUUCAAGAGCCAAACGGGCAGACCAGCAAUUAUCUUUGAUGUAUGGAAAAAAUACUUGCCUAGAGGGCUACUAUUUUCAGAAUCAAACACAGUACCCAACAUUGCUACAAUUGCUCCUGAGUUUGAGAAAUUUUCAUUUUUGAUGAACUACCCAACUUAUGGUGGGAAUGAUGAGGGAUUUCAUGGAUCUGAAAGGAAAACAGAGAAAUACGAGGCUUAUGACUUACAGCACAAACUGACCGGUGUGGAUCCAAAACAGGAACAGGUCCAUUCUAAACAUCACCAGUUCUCUCCUGAUGUUGAACUUCUGACUAGCAUACUUAGCACUGAGGAUGAAGAUGAUAGUUUUGACUACACUAUGGUGAACAUCAGCAGUAACUGGAAUCCUUCUGUCAUAUAUUUUGAGCCAGAUUAUGGACCACAAAAGUUUAUCAAGUCAACUUCCACAAGAGAAGUUAUGUUCACUACUGCGCUGCCAACUCUAAAGUCCACAGAAACUUUAGAUGAAGGAGCAUUCUUAACAGAUCUGAAUGUCACUUUAAUGGAUGAAUCUGAUGAAUACUUAGGUACAGAAGAUGAGCAGGAGGAUCUGGGGGAGAACAAACAUAAAGGAGGAAAUGAAUACACCAGAGAAAACAAAGAUGAGGAGGAGGAGGAGGAGGACUUGAUUGACUUCACAGAUGAGCCUGCUCGCUGGGAUGAAAGAUCAGGCAUUGAAGAGUUCAUGAAUAUGCAAGAGUAUGAUGAGGAAGAAAUCUUCUACCAAGAUGAUGGAAAGGGCCCUUAUGCUGAAAAGGAUGUUCUGUAUGUAGAUGAAAGCAUCUUUAAUGAUACUGAUGAUGGUGAUGACACUUAUGAACCCCAAGCAGAAUCAUACUGGUCCAGAGAAAAUAUAACUAAAGCAAAGAGUAAAGAAUCACUUGACGAAAUUUCUACUAAAGAAAAAAACCACAAGGAACAGUUGGAAAGACGUCGACGAAGAAAGAGAGAGAAGAGAUGGGAGAAAUUCAGCCCUGAGGAUAUUCCAAAUGAGCAUUAUGAAACGUUCAUUUUUCCUAAAAAUAAGAUUAACCUCCGUCGUUGGUGUACGAGUGGGAAGAACUGCCACGCAGCAUCAGUAAGAGCAUCGAUGCUCGUGACCCGGGGAUACAUCCUCUCAUUAGCAGAGACUAAGCCCCUCUGCAAGUUGUGGGUGCUCUGUCAGGCAGCUGCAGCUGCAGGUACUGAAGGGGCCGUAGGAGCGGUGGCUGCUACGCUGACGAGUGGCAUUGCAAGCAGGUUUCCAAACCUCUUGCCUGGAAUAGACUUAAGGACGCUAGUCACCGCUAGGAACGUAGGUCUAAGGACUUCCGACUGCUCUCGCUUCUCAGACACCAGAUGCAACUUGGCCCAUCAAGCAUUCAGCAAGGCAUCAUGAAUACCCUCAUUUUGUAUUUAGAAAAGAAAAGGAGCUACCAAGGGGACUGUACGUGUGGGCAUAGAAAAAUCUUGACUGGUCCUAAGGCAUUUACCUCACAUGUAGUAAUUUCUGGUUAAUAUUUUAUACAACCUUGUGGUUGUAUAGCACAAAACUAAGUCCAGCUUUCAAUUUCUCCAAGACUGUUUUGUCCUGGUGAUGAUGGAAGAUGAAUAUCUUGCAGCCCCUACAUGCAAUGAAAAAAAAAUACUGGACUUCAGUGGAAGCUGAACAAACACAAGAGAGGACCUAGGACCUGAGGCAUAAUGAGACCAGAGAACCAACGAUUCUAGUUUGUAUCAAGCUAGACAGAACAGUUGCUAGUCCACUGAAUUCACAUUGUUACUACUGUGAGCCUGAACAAUAAUUUUAAUAAGCACCCUAAAUGAACUUUAAAAGUUUUGUUGUUUUGUUAAUGCAAUAUCUAAUAUUCAUCUUUUAUGAAGCCACCAUGAACAUCCAGAAAUCACUAUACUCGGUUUUUUCCAUCUGUCCAUCCGCCUGUGGUGUUUGCGUAUGGUAAUACUGCGUCCUGGGUUUUAGAUAGUUACAUCCAGCUUACAUUCAACAAUUAUAAUAAUAUCCUAUUUCGAAUAUUAACGGUGUAAUUCGCAUACAGUAAAUUAUUAAAACACUUCUCAGUUGCAAAUGUACACCCAAAUAUCCUUUUAUUUACCUAAAACUUACACAGCGUAACUAUCUAAAGCCCGGGACGCAGUGUUACCAUACGCAAACACCACAGGCGGGUGGACAGAUGGAAAAAAACAGUAUAGUUUAUCUUAAGCCCUGUACAGCUAAUAUGACCUUGAUAAUAUUGUCUACUUUGAGCAACGUCUGGCAGAUUCACCACCAUAUUGGCUACUUUGGAGAAAAUAUUCUAGAAGCUGACGCCAGAGAAUGGGAGUUUAAUGGUUACGCCAUCUUCUUCAACUCUUGUGGGUUUUGAACCUGACAAAAACCAACAAGAUGAUAAUGUCAUUUUGGAUGCAUCGCUUUCAGUGGUGUUGCAAAACAUGAAAUGAUACAGAAAUCUCCACAAGAAUUUUCAUAUACAGAUGCAAAACUGAU